Aphanomyces invadans is the source of this 2504-nucleotide messenger RNA. RefSeq lists its product as hypothetical. The coding region runs from base 27 to 1544 and encodes 505 amino acids. NCBI's taxonomy places the organism in Eukaryota, Oomycota, Saprolegniomycetes, Saprolegniales, Verrucalvaceae. The transcript is spliced from 7 exons. The record is from RefSeq and is a predicted model, not a curated record.
CGCCGCGACCGCAACAAGAACAAGAGAUGCAAUCGCCGGGCACGCUGCCGUCCGUGGAAGCGCUGAUGGCCGAGGAUGACCCCACACAGCUGAUGGAUGGCAAUGAAGAUGCUGUGGAUGCGAAUGGUGAAGCAGAUACCGCAUGGGUCGGUCCAGUGAACGAGCUGGAUUCCGAGUUCUCGUCGCUGAUCCUCGAUUCGGCCGUGCCUGCGUCGUCGGCAGAGUCCCCGUCCUCGAUUGGAAUCUCGCCAAUGACUCUUCACUGGCUGCAGCAUACUCUGAAUGCGCCGUCUGCAUCAGGAACGUUUGGUGCGCUCACCGAGCAUGAAGUCUCACUCUUGUCACCAUAUGUGCCUUCAUCCACGUCCAUAUCCAAUGCAAGCAACAUCAAGGACGUAUUCCGGGGCGAAGCAAUUGACUGGAAAUCCUUCAACGAGAACAACUACGACGACAAUGACGCAACCAGCAACGGCCAGGGACAGUGGAAGGACAUACCGCAAAUUCGGCCGCAGUUGGCCACGGUCGUCCCUGCGCCUACCGACUCGGCAGCACCACAAGUGUCAGAAGGAGGAUCGCUUCAGAAGCUGCUAACUACAACAGUGUACAAUGUGUGGCCACUGAGCAGCCUCCACUCCAGCACUUCUUCCAUGCCAGUCCCGCCGUUCUCCGCCUUCGAUUCCAACAAGAGAAAGGCGAUCAUAUCGCCCGAGUUCGUGCAGUACGAGAGCGCUCCAACUGCCGCUGCGCCGAGCCAAGCUCCUGUCGCGACAAGGCGUCCGUCAAAGAAAGCGCCAGUUGGGACUGCGUCUGUCAUCGAUUCCAAAGGCAGCGGCGUUCCUGCCCCCAUUUUGGAAUCCAACGAAUCCAAAGGAGGAAUCCGAUGUAAAUGCACGGGAAAAUGCCGCAAUGCCCGCUGUGCGUGCGUCAAAGCUGGCCACCUCUGCGGUGUCGACUGCAAGUGUACGCACUGUGCCAAUCCAUUUGUCCCGAUGCACACCCUCGGCAUCGACAUCUCCAAGAUCAUGACGGACAAGUGCCUCAUGCAAAACUUCAGCCGGAUCAAAGACAUGGAGGAGGUGCUGCGGUCCAAGGUCGACUUGGAAUGCCCUUGUGGGGCGCCAACAGUGCAAGUCCAAGUGGUCACGACCCUCCUGCACCCAGUGCAGGCCACCCCCGACACGUUUGUGUUUCCAAUCUCGUGCACAAAAUGCCCCAAUGUGUUUUACUACUCGUGGUGUACGGGAAAGCUGUGGUGGAGCAAGCAGCCGCGCAAGCACUGCGACAUCUGCAAGCGGUGCGGAAGCCAUCGAAAUCAACAUUGCUACGACUGCGGCCACUGCUACUUUGCCGGCGUCGCCAACAGCUUUGCCUGUCCGUGUAAAAUGGGCGGAGGCGUUGCACCGGCCACCGCGACAGAGGGGUCAACGGACGGGCCAUCGGCCGUUCGGCAGAAAUCCCACGAGCAACUCGAGCAACACGCUGCGUCGAGCCCGCUCUUCCACGAAGACGUCAAAGAGAAGGGGGAGCAAUGUCCAGUGCAAUAAUCCGCCGACGAGUUCCAUGAGCUUCAGAAACACUGCCACCACAACGCUCCUCCAACCACCACCACGACACUCCACACGGCAAGACGUGGGCCAUCGGCUGCGUUGAGGAGGCUGGGUGUGCACACUGGCAGCGCAUCCAAUCGAUCGGCAGUAAAUGCGUUGUCCCGAAACGGAGAUCCUGGAAAAGGAGCUCGGUAGUAUUGCAGAACGCCAGCCUAGGUGAAUGGCCACGCACGUCCUAAGUAGUCGAGACAAUGGUCAAGGGGAAGGCUCUACCUUGUUUGCAAACGUGCUGAUCUCGGCAGAGUACCCGUUGACGUACUGGGGAUCGCCGCACCGCCACAGGUCUUUGUGUUGCUAACGAACGACGAUGACGUUGCUGGCGAACGAGAGCGACACACACCAUGCACGCUUUGAAGAAGUUUUCGCACACGCUGCGACACAGGAUCAAGCUGCGGCCAGCGUCGUCACAUCGGGGAAAGUUGAGCCAGCACAUGUAGUUCCGGAAUGCAUCUUGGCAAUCCUUGUUCUCGGUGUACCGCGGCACGAUCUCGCCGAGGGCACCCCACUCGUCGACCCCUGCCAACUUUGUGAGUCGACGCAGCGACGACCCAUAAUGCACCUUGUUUCAGCAUCUCCAAGUCGGCUUCGUAGAUCUGCCGUUGUGCAAUCAUCUUCUUGAACAUUUGCGCGAGAAACAGGUCCUUGGACUUGACGCUGUGAUUGUACCACAAUGUCUGAGCACGUGGGACGCACGUCGUGUAGGGCAGGAGCGGUCCGCAGAAUGGCAUGUACUGCAGAAAGUCCGCUUGCUCCUUGCAUUCCCCCGUGUCAGACCCGAAGAUGCGGCACGACCAUGCGACCUGACGUCCCGACAUCACCCACAGCUGCAGCAGCAGCAGAAGUCGCGUCGCCGUCAUCGCGCAUCCGUUCAUCGUCGAAGAUCUCGACAAACCGGUG